Messenger RNA from Bactrocera dorsalis (oriental fruit fly), 9103 nucleotides. RefSeq names its product otoferlin. Gene Ontology annotation, biological process: plasma membrane organization. The record is from RefSeq and is a predicted model, not a curated record. NCBI's taxonomy places the organism in Eukaryota, Metazoa, Arthropoda, Insecta, Diptera, Tephritidae. Gene Ontology annotation, cellular component: membrane. The coding region runs from base 1662 to 8231 and encodes 2189 amino acids. The transcript is spliced from 26 exons.
UAAAAUCCGAAACUAAAUAAACAUUGUACUUACGCAAGGAAGCAACAACGUGCAUGCGGCAGCAACAACAAACGCCAAUAUCCACAGCAGUAGCGGCAGAGUUACAACGGCAUCAAUGGCGGCGCGUGAAAACUAACAACAUACUCGUAUAAAACGCAGGGAUCGCAAUGCACUCGACUCAGUUUGGAGUUGGCCAGAAAUCAAGUCGGUUCUCUGCUGGCCAGCAAAAUCGCCAGCGACAGUGACAGUGACAAAGCCAAAGCAUUCAGCUUAAUUAAAUACUAAGCGCGCUUAUUAAAAUACAACAGAGUGUUUACAUAUACAUAUAAGUAUAUAUAUAUAGCAUACGUAUGAGUAUAUAUAAAAUAAAUAUGUGUAUCCCUUAAAUAAAUAUAUAUAAAUGUGCAGUAAAUAUGCUUGUGCCGUUGUUUACCAAAGGUGUGUGCAACGUUUUGCUUUGAAAUGUGUUCGACGUGCAAAAUUUUUAGAAAAUUUCCGAAAAUAUAUUGUUUAUGAUAAUGUGGUCGAGCAAAUAAUACAAUAACACCACCAAUGUAAUGAUUACAUGUGGCGGUCUGAGGUCAGUGUCAGUGCUGAAGCAUCAACGCAACGAGCGUAGGGUCAGAGGCUGCGCGUAAUGUUGUGACUGUGCGCUUUGUUUUCUUAACUGUGCUUUAGCGCCUAUGCUUAUGCUAAGGCAGCUUGUUUAUUACCGUCAGUGUGUUGGUGCGCGUGACGUGUUGCCGUUAUGCAUAAUUUAUAUUCAUUCACAUGUAACAAUGUAAGCGUUGGAUGUUUACAGCCUUGCCUCGUGAAUUUCGUGCUGCUCACGCCCGCGUCUAACAUGCCAUUGAAUUUUUAUGUGAACCUGGAAAAUUUGAAAUGUGAAUUUUAUGCUCUCCAGCGGGAAUCGUUAAAUGAUGAGAGUUGUGUGCACUCAUGAAUAAAUAUAAAUUUUUUGCAGUAAAACUUACCAAUAUAAAUUUAGUCCGUCUAGUGUAGCCUAGCAGAGGAGUUAUGGUUAAUGGCGCAGAAUACUAGGCGUCAAAUAUUUACUAUUGUUAAUAAAACGGUAUAAUACAAUAUAAAUAAUAAUAUAAAAAUUGCUUUCAGUAGUUUUAGUAAAAGUUUGUGUGGCUUACUAGUAACAUAAAUUACCGUUUGCAAUCACUUAAUUCCUGAAUCAAAUAGUACUUACGUAUAAUCACAUAGUAUUAGUGGUAAAUUUAAAGCAACCAAUCAAAAGCGCGCACAAUAUAUUUAUCGAUUAACAAAUUGAAGCACUUUAAUGCAUUGCAGAUUUGUAUACUUAUGCGGGCAGUUGUAGCACUACCGCGGAAAUUAUAUCAAACGAAAUGUGGAUCGUGACACUAGUUACGGCAACAUCAUUCCUCUUAAUCAAAAUAUAUUAUAGAUAAAACAUAACGGCAAACAUUACGAAAAGCAAUAAACUACAAGGGAUAAUUUAAUGCAUGGAAAACUUGUGUGAUGAAUUGACAAACAAAAACACCAAAACAACAAAAAUAUGAAUUACAAAAUAUUUUAAAUAUUUACCUGCGAUACAUACUUGCUAAGUUCAAAUGUAUAAAUAACUAGAAUAUAAACUCUAAGGUAUAAAGAAACUAUAUUUCACCGAAGCAAAUAGCUUAAGGCAAGCCAAAAUGUCACUAACGGUAAAAAUUGUGCAAUUCCAAUUGCCAAAGACCAAAUCAAAUUUAAUCGCACGCGUCGAAUUUCGAGGUGUUGCUCAUAUUACAUCGGAGCUGAGUGCAGACUCAAACGUUAUAGAUGUCAAUCAGUCGUUUAUUUGGCCGCUGGCUCGACCGGCCACAGAUGAAGAGCCACUCAUCGUCGAGUUGCGCACACAGACCACAAAGACACUGCUACGCACCGGGCUCAGUCAUGCCUCUGGCGGUUUGAUGGGUGGCGGUGGGAAUAGUAGCAGCGGCGGCAGCAUGAGUGGCAUCAUCAGCAGUAGCAGCAAAUGUGUUGGCCAAUACAUCGUGUUGAUGCAAGGUUUGAUCAGCGCUGGCUACAUACGAGUUGAAGACCAACUGGUGGAUAUAUCAUCCAACAAGCCAAUCCAGGCACUUGUUGUGUUCGAAGCGAGAUACACAUCGCCCGACGAUGCUGCUGGCAAUUUUGAGCCGACCAAUCUGGUGCGACCCAUACAGGAGCAGCACAACAUUAGCUGCAGCAGCCAAAGCUUGGACGAUGAUCAACAGAUGCUUCUCGACAUCGAGCAGAACAUAGCUAAUCUGGAGCGUAGUCUGAAUCGAGAACCGGGCGGUCAUGGCACAAGCGGCGCUGGAACCGCCUCCAGCGGCAGCGAAUCGCACGGCACACAAAAGAAGCGGCAUCUGCUGCGCCGCGUUAUGACCGCCGCCCAACACAGCACGACAAGCGUCACCACAAACCGCCAAAGAAUCGAACUGAAAUUUGAUAAAUUCGGCAAAUCACCUACAACGGGCCGCAGCGGCAGCAUCACCACACUACUCACUACCACACCCAACUCGAAUGCCCACACCAACACCGCCACAGACAGCAAAAGCGCUAGCGCACUGGCCGCCGCUAUGCGCGCCUCCGAAAGUCCACCGUGCAAGGAGAAGAAACUCAGUAUGCGCACCGUGCGGAACAUUAUGCGUCUGGGCCGCAGCAGACAGACGUCGCAGUCGCGUGACAGCAGCACCGAGGAUGAGGGCAGAUCGCCGUUAAUUUUUGAACCGGAUGCGGCGCCCACCGCAGUCACCUCGGCUACAGAAGCUGAAACCGAUGAUGCGUUGCACACACGCCGCCUCACCGUUAGAGACAGAUGUGGGGAGGGCGUAUCUGCCCACGCAACAGGCGCCGAUAGUGGGCAAUCGAAUCAAUCAAGUGACGUUGAGGAGCUACAACAACAACACUAUGAUAAAGGCAAAAUGAUCAAAGCAAUGACACACGCUACCGACCACCUCAAGUCCCAGGACUUUCAAGUUUGCAUUACAGUGAUUGAAGCGCGUCAGCUGCCUGGCCUCAACAUGGAUCCAGUUGUCUGCAUUCAAGUGGGUGAUCAAAAGAAGUACACCAGCGUCAAGGAGAGCACCAAUUGCCCCUACUAUAAUGAGUAUUUCGUGUUUGACUUUCACAUGCCUCCGGUGAUGCUCUUUGAUAAGAUUAUAACUUUGUCGGUCCUCCAAAGUCGUAAUGUUUUACUGCGUAAUAAAUUGAUUGGCAAUUUCAAAUUGGAUGUGGCCACUGUUUGGCAUCAUACAGAUCAUCAAUUCUACCACAAAUGGGCUUUACUUACCGAUCCAGAUGAUUUCUAUAGUGGUCCGAAAGGUUAUCUGAAAUGUGAUAUUGGUAUUAUUGGCAAAGGUGAUACCGUAAAGGUGCCUCAAAAAUCUGAAAAGGAUCCUGAUGACAUCGAAGCUAAUCUACUGCUCCCAGUUGGCGUACCUAUUGAGCGUCAACGUGCUAAGUUUAUUGUGAAAAUAUACCGUGCCGAUGGUCUACCGCGCAUGAAUUCUUCGCUUAUGGCCAAUGUAAAGAAAGCUUUUACGGGCGAGGCGAAAGAUUUGGUGAGCCCUUAUGUGCAGGUCUCCUUCGCUGGGCUAAUGGGCAAGACGACAGUUAAGAAGAAUGCUUACGCACCUGUUUGGAAUGAACAACUAGUAUUCACCGAAAUGUUUCCUCCACUAUGUCAGCGUAUUAAGAUUCAACUACGCGAUGCCGACCCAAUGAAACCGGCCAUUAUUGGUACACAUUACAUUGAUCUUAAGCAAAUUUCGAACGACGGUGAUAGAGGGUUUCUUCCCACCUUUGGACCUUCGUUCAUACAUCUAUAUGGUUCCACACGUGAUUACACGCUGCUCGAUCAACAUUCGAACUUAAACACUGGCUUGGGGGAGGGUGUCAGCUACCGCGCACGUCUGCUACUCGCCAUACGCACUGAAAUAACGGACAACGUGGAAAUGACAACGGAGAAGAAUGUCGAACUGGAACCAGCGUAUCCGAUCUCAGAGUCCUCCUACUCACGCAAUGAAGAAUUCUUUCUUUUUGGUUCUAUUAUAGAGGCUUCAAUGCUGGAUAAGAAAGUUAGCGACAAGACGGUUUUCUUCGAACUUAGUAUGGGCAAUGCAGGUAAUUCCUUAGACGGGCAUAAUGAAAGCUUCUCUACGGCCACUGAGGAUGGUGAGGACGGCUGUGUGCUGGAAACGGUCGAUACGACAUCUUUCAGCAGUGUCACAAACGCUUGCAAGCCUAUCAGUCAUGAUAAGUCACAUUAUUAUUUGCCUUAUUGGGACUAUAAGCCAUGCAUGGACGUGCGAUGCACACUUCCAGAUCUGAGACGGCGUAUGUAUAAUAGUAACAUGUUAUCGAAAAUGUCCGAGAAGUUGGAGGAGGGUUUGAUGAAGACGAAAAAGCUGAUAGAAGACGAAGACGUGAAGGCGGAAGUGCGUUUACGCACCACACUUGAAGAUCUCGCUUCAGCCUGUGCGCGAUAUCUAAGCAUAACCAAGGCGAAUGCUGUCGGACCGGGAAGUGGCAAAACGAAGCUAGACAAGGAACGCAUGAAACUGUGUCAGAAUGAAAUCGACAAUUUGGGCAACUUGGCACGCAAUCUUCGCGCACUGGUGACUCGAAGUUCGCUCAAAGAGCGUUUUAAAACCGCUCUGACGUUCCAACAAAAGCUUAAAUUUCUUAUCGACGAUCCGCAACACUCGUUACCGGAUGUUUUCAUUUGGCUCAUCGCCAAUGGCAAGCGAUAUGCUUACCAUCGCAUAUCAGCUCGCGAUUUAAUUUACUCUAAUAUCGAAGAGGAAAGCGGAGUGCAUUGUGCUAAAAUACAGUCCAUCUUCUUGAGAUUACCUGGCAAACAGUCCAUAGGUCCAGCCAGCUGGUUUAUACAGGCCAAACUUUCUAUUUACCUAUGGUUAGGCGUUGUAAGUCAUAAAGGACAUUUCUUUGAAGGUCUACCCAUCGGCUAUGAUCUGUCUCACGAGUUGCGUAAUGCGGAAAGACCUGGCGCUAUGGCACCGAACAAUAUACAUUAUCUUGAAAAAUCUACGUUUCAACUACGCGCCCAUAUUUACCAGGCGCGUUCUCUAAUAGGUUCAGAUGCGUCGGGACUCAGUGACCCUUAUGCCACUGUAUAUAUUACAGAGUUCGCUAAGACAACGCAAGUAAUCGAGGAAACAUUGAGUCCUACUUGGGAUGAAUUACUGGUUUUUGAUGAAAUUCUGGUUUUCGGCAGCAAAGAUGAAAUCAAGAAAGAUCCACCCACAAUUAUUAUUGAGAUUUACGAUCAAGAUAAAGUUGGCAAAUCUGAAUUUAUUGGACGCGCCAUUGCGAAACCGCGUGUAAAGCUACGGGAGAAUCCCUACACCACACCAACGCUAGAAUGGUUUGAUAUUAUCCGGGGUCAUGAGAAUGCUGGCGAAUUAUUAGCAGCUUUUGAAAUGCUCGAAAUCGGCUCCACUGAUAUGCCACGCCUAACAGAACCAAAGCAACUACCGAGUGGUCAACAAGUGGAGAAGUUGAAAGAGAAAAAUGCACCACCGCCACCAGGUACAAUUUUACCGGUGCCGAAAGAAGUGCGUCCGCAUUUGGCGAAAUUCAAACUGGAAGUGUUAUUCUGGGGCCUACGUGAUCUCAAGCGUGUACACUUGAUGUCAGUUGACAAACCCCGUAUUGAUGUGGAGUGUUCGGGCAAAAUUCUGAGUUCCAAUAUUAUACAGAACGCAAAGAAAAAUCCGAAUUUCCCAAGUAUGCUGAAAUCCAUUGAGUUAGAACUACCACUGGAAGAAACGUAUGCACCACCAAUAACUAUACGUUGCGUGGAUUGCCGCUCGUUCGGUAGAUAUACUUUGGUAGGGACACAUCAAAUUACAUCGAUGCACCGCUACAUUUAUAAGCCCCCGCCAAAGGAAGACAUCACUAAAUAUAAAACUAUGGGUGGACAGAUUAUACUUUCAGCACCGCUGAAUGAGGAGGGUUUGAGUAAUCUCGUGGACGGUUUCAAUAUGCAAGCGAUGAUUGCGGCCAAUGCGCAUCAGGCGAAUAUGAAAGACUUUUAUGGAAAUCGUCGUUCAUCCUGUGAUCAAUUUACCCUCUACGGUGCCGCCUGUGUUACAAAAUUGGCCAAGAAGCAAGCAUCGAAAAAAAGAUCAGCGCAAUUAAAUAAUGCAAACGAGAUAAUUAUCGAUCAGGAUCAUGAUGACCAGCUUAGCCGUGAUUGGUGGACUAAGUAUUUUUGGUCCUACGAACGGCUUAUCGAUUUGACAAAAACGGAAAAGUCACACGCCUCCGAAAAAUUUCUAGCCCCGCCGCCCAACGCCACCACUACGAAUGUACAGAAAUUUGGCAUCAAAGGAGCCAAGUUGGUACAGAAGCUGAGCCCAAAAGGAAUGACUGGUUUAUCGCGUGAUAAGCAUGACCCCAAUAGCGAAAAGGUAUCCCCAAACCAGCAGACUAAUAGGAACAAUAUGAAUACGACAGCUAUGUGUCAGAUCUACCCCAAUGAACUGGAGGCCCAACUAGAAUACAAUUACUUCCGCGAAUGGCUUCAUUCCUUUCCGCUAUACCGUGGAAAGAAGACGGGCGAUUCCACCGAGGACGACAAUCGCACUGUUGGAUUCUUCAAAGGGGCCAUAAAAGUGUACAAACUACCGCCACCAAAAGGCACUGAACUGCCUAUACCGAAUUUACCCACCAAUGAUCCACUUCAUGUACUUGUACGUAUUUAUAUAAUAAAAGGAACCGACUUACACCCAAUGGACUUAAAUGGAAAAGCAGAUCCUUACGUUGUAUUACAAUUGGGUAAUAAGAGAAUAUCGGACAAGGAGAACUACGUUAGCAAACAACUCAACCCGAUAUUUGGAAAGUGUUUUGAAGUAGAGGCAAUCUUUCCGCAAGAUUCAAUGCUUACUGUGCAAAUAUUGGACUGGGAUUUGGUGGGAUCUGAUGAUCUGAUUGGCGAAACGAGAAUCGAUUUAGAAAAUCGUUAUUAUAGUAAGCAUCGAGCAACUUGCGGGUUAGCGCUGAGAUAUGAGGUCUGUGGAUAUAACCAGUGGCGCGACCCCAUGAAACCCACUCAGAUACUCUCGAAGCUGUGCAAAGAAAACAAAUUAGACACCCCACAUUACUUUCAAGAUCGAGUAGCCAUCGGCAAAUACUGCAUGACGUUUUCUGAUGAGGAGGUGAUAGCAUGGAAUGGACCGACAACUUGUAGAAAUCGUGAUGAACAUCUGGCCCUUGCGGUGCUGCACAGAUGGAGCGAAAUACCCAAAGUGGGCUGCAAGAUUGUGCCCGAGCACAUAGAAUCACGACCUCUGUACAAUCCCGAAAAGCCCGGUAUUGAGCAGGGUAAGAUCGAAAUGUGGGUCGAUAUGUUUCCCAUGGAUAUGCCCUUACCAGGUCCUCCCGUGGAUAUAUCACCGCGUAAGCCGAAGGAGUACGAAUUGCGCGUCGUGAUAUGGAACACCGACGAUGUUGUGCUAGAAGAUGAUGCUUUCUUCACAGGAGAAAAAAUGUCAGAUAUUUAUGUAAAAGGUUGGCUUACGGGUCCGCAAGAUAUGCAGGCAACAGAUAUACAUUAUCGUUCACUUACUGGUGAGGGCAAUUUCAAUUGGCGUUUCAUAUUUCCAUUCGAGUAUCUGGCGGCAGAAGAACGCAUUGUGCUCUCUCGGCGCGAGUCACUAUUCAGUUGGGACGAAACGGAGGUCAAAAUACCAGCGCGUCUCGAGCUACAAGUAUGGGAUGCGGAUCACUUUUCAGCUGAUGAUUUUCUUGGUGCGAUUUCCUUUAAUCUGAAUCGUUUUCCACGUGGCGCAAAAACCUCCAAACUGUGUACACUGGGCAUGCUUAAAUCGGACACUGCAUUGCCCACCGUGAAUAUAUUCAAGCAAAAACGUGUGCGCGGCUGGUGGCCGUUCUAUGUGAAGAAGCAGAAUGAAGAAAUGGAGCUAACUGGCAAGGUGGAAGCUGAGUUCCAUUUGCUAACAAAGGAAGAGGCCGAACAGAAUCCGGCCGGUUAUGGACGCAGCGAGCCGGACCCACUAGAGAAACCAAACCGCCCAGAUGCUUCCUUCAUGUGGUUCCUAAAUCCGCUCAAAUCUAUACGCUACAUUGUCUGGCAUAAUUACAAAUGGGCUAUACUAAAGGCGCUGCUUAUAUUUGCCAUUUUUUUCUUCUUAAUACUAUUCGUUUACUCGGUGCCAGGUUAUUCGGUCAAACGAUUGCUGGGCGCCUAAAGAGGAGCAUAGUACCAGUGUUGAAGGCUUCAAAUCAAUCAAAAUUGUCAAAUCAAUCAAAAUUGAAUAGUAUUUCGAUUUUCCUCUUCUAAAGGUUAUUCGCUAGAUGCAGAUUAUGUUGAACUCAAAAGUUGGUUACACAGAAUAUCCGUUUAAUAGAAAAGUCACUGUUUACUUUUAUUUCGGGAAAGUUUGCCAAAGUAAUGGUACGAAAAUGUGGUCAUCUCUUUUGCUGUAAUUCUAGAAUUGAUACAUAUAGAAUUUAUUUUUUUAUUUAUGGAAUUUUCAAGAAGCAUUCAGAGUGUAGUAGGCUAUAAUUUUCAAGAUAUAUAUUUGUAAAAGUAAAACGUAGAAAAUAUAAGGUAAUUGAAAAUGAAAUACUUAAAUUCCGUAAAAAUCAAAACUUUCAAAGGAAGAUGUGUCUAAUAAGAAGUGCUCAUGCAGCAAUGGUACGCUGUACCUGAUUUUACUUGUAGUGUCAAUCAUAUCAGUAAAAUUAGUUAGAAUAAAUUGCAGAAUGACUUAUGAAUAAAUGUUUCAGGGUUUUUGAUAAGUGAAGAUGAACAGAAUGUACAAAGAAUUCAAAGAAUAAGCAAAUUUUGAGGGAUAUAUGUAUAUACUAUAUUUUGUGAAGCAUUUGUACGCAGUGAACGAGCCGGAUCCAGUGCGAUUGUGCGAUCGUGAAACAAAUCGGAGAAGGUAGUUAAAAGCCUAACAUUCAAACCAUAACUUAGCGUGUUGUACUUACGAAUUUUACAGAAAACUAGCAACAAUGUACCCCAAAACAAUCAAACUUAUAUACACAAACAAAUACAUUCUACUCACGUACUUGUGCUCGUUUUACGAAAUAUUUUACUAUAAUAAAAAAAAUU